Lactuca saligna is the source of this 2770-nucleotide messenger RNA. The record is from the annotation of a GenBank genome assembly. Lineage: Eukaryota; Viridiplantae; Streptophyta; Magnoliopsida; Asterales; Asteraceae.
CUUUGUCGCCUUCUUCAUCAGCUACAAUCGAAUCGAAUGAGUGAGAAGCCACGAAAUUGUGUGUGUGUGUGUGAGAGAGAGAGAGAGAUAGUUGGGGGGCAACAAUGGCCGUGCCAUUAUAAAAUGGAUGGCAGAUUUAGCAGAGCUGAGAGGCAUCAACAGAGCAAGCAGAAGUAACAGAGCACUCUGUUCUUGAACUCUCUUCUCUGACGGCAAACGCUCUGUUUUUGUAGCUCUCUGGUGAACAACAAUGUCUUCGUUUUUCUCUGUUUAGAUUCAUGUUUUUCAGCUGAUUUUAUUGGUAUAGAAGGUGAUUUAAUUUCGAACCAGGAAGAAUAUUUGCUGAUACUGUCACCAGCUCAACCUUAAUUCACUUGUUAAAAAAGUGGUAAUCGACGUUUUCCUCUUCGUUCUCAUUUUAACUUCAUUCGUCCAUUUGUUCUUAAUCCUAAAAUCGGAUCAGGUUAAUUUUAUUUUUCGUUUCUACUAACUUCUAUCUGAAAGCUUAAUUUGUGGAGUUUUAUCGUUGAAUUUAGUCCCCAAUUCGAAUUUCUUUACAUGUGAUAUCCAGAUUUUGCAGAGUCAUUGCUGGAAUUAUUGAAAUUCCGAUAAAUCUGCGAGCUAAUUUUGAGGAAUUUAACCUCUGUUAUCUUGCAUGUUGCCAUGUGCUUGAUGUGCAUACACACGCUCGUGAUUUUAUUCCCUUUUUAAUGGAUCCAAAUCCAGUUCACAACAUAAUUUUACAUAGUCACAUACAUCAUUUUUCAUAACUUCGUUUGAGUUGAUGUUGUUUAGAGCUUAUCUUACACAAGAUUAACCUCUUUUGUUUGAAGUCUCAGAGAUCUGAAAAGAAGGCUACGAAAUUUCUGAGAAAAUGAAGAAUUCAGUAUCAGAUCAAGCCUUUUUCAUCGAGAGUGAAGAUGAUGAGGAAGACAAGGACUCCAUUAGAGGUGAAGACGAUGGGAAUGAUUCUGAAUUUUCAAAUUAUUCCGACGAUAACCCUCAGCAUCAAAGCAAACCUAGUUCCUUAAACCCAUCGUGGCCUCAAAGUUACAGGCAAUCGAUAGAUCUGUACAGCAGUGUGCCAUCCCCGAGCCUGAACUUUCUGGGGACUCCCAACUUGUCUCGAUUAGGCAGUUCAUUCCUUUCCUCAACACUGACAAGAAGACACACUCCCGAGAUACUCCCAAGUUUAAGCAAACCUUUCUUGCCACCAUCAACAGACAACCAGCAGCCACAAGAAAGGCGUAGCAGUUCUCAUUCUCUUCUUCCUCCACGAGGAUCAUCUGCUAAGAAGUUGCCACAUUAUCACAAAUCUUCUAAGGCUUCACAUGAACUUCCUCUUUCCAGGCAGAGCUCUUAUGGUCAAUCUGUGCUUAAUGGCAUAAAUGUUCUUUGUGGAGUUGGACUUCUUUCAACUCCUUUUGCAGUGAAAGAAGGAGGAUGGGUAGGAUUGUCAUUACUGUUCAUCUUUGGUGUCCUUUCUUUCUACACUGGUAUCCUCCUUCGAUACUGCUUAGACAGUCAACCUGGUCUCGAGACCUAUCCAGAUAUUGGCCAGGCUGCCUUUGGCACUCUCGGACGUCUCAUCAUUUCUAUAAUAUUGUACGUGGAGUUAUAUGCAUGUUGUGUUGAAUAUAUUAUCUUGGAGAGUGAUAACCUAUCGUCUCUGUUUCCAAAUGCACAUUUAAACCUGGGAGGAUAUAUACUAAACGCGCAUUAUUUAUUUGCAAUUAUGAUCACUCUGGCUGUCCUUCCCACAGUUUGGCUACGCAACAUGAGUGUUCUCAGUUACAUAUCUGCUGGUGGAGUUAUCGCGUCAAUUCUAGUGGCGAUUUGCUUGUUUUGGGUUGGGUUGGUGGAUGAUGUGGGGUUUCAAAUUGAAACAACAAAAACGUUAAACCUCUCGACUUUCCCUGUUGCGAUAGGCCUUUAUGGGUACUGUUAUUCAGGACAUGCAGUGUUUCCUAAUAUCUAUACAUCAAUGGCAAAAAGAAGUCAAUUUCCUAUGGUACUCUUAGCCAGCUUUGGGAGCUGUGCUGUUCUUUAUGCUGCAGUGGCUAUAAUGGGAUACAUGAUGUUUGGUGAAUCAACAGAAUCACAAUAUACCCUAAACCUCCCUACAAAUCUGAUUGCCUCUAAAGUUGCUGUCUGGACUACGGUGGUCAACCCAUUUACCAAAUAUGCGUUGACCAUAUCUCCUGUAGCUAUGAGUCUUGAGGAGUUGAUACCAUCAAACCAUAUGAAGUCUCAUGUCUACUCCAUCCUCAUUAGAACAGCAUUAGUCUUCUCUACUUUGCUUGUAGCCCUCUCCAUCCCCUUCUUUGGUCUUGUGAUGUCAUUGAUAGGAUCUUUACUCACUAUGCUAGUGACGUUGAUACUUCCUUGUGUUUGCUUUUUGAGCAUUUUAAAGGGAAAAACAACUCGCUUUCAGGUAUCAGUGUGUGUAUUCAUCAUUGUUGUUGGGUCUGUGUCUUCUGUUAUUGGAACCUAUACAGCGUUAUCUGAGAUAAUUCAACAGUUGUUUUGAUACUUAUCUAUAUUUAAGCUUGAUUCGAGUGUUGAUCUUUAUGAGUAUACAAAUAGAUUAGGCUUCCCUUUUAACGGGAUAUCCUUAUUAUUGUUGUUUGUAUGUUGGAAUGUUUAAAAUGAAAUUUUGUCUCUCCUCUCUAUGCUAAUAGCAAUUUAGCAUGAAGAGAGGAUGUUCCUUUUUGUGUGUACUCUUUGAAUAAAUUAAUUAGUUAUGAUCCUUAUGCUUUGGGGCUCUGUG